AUGGAUCUCAAAGACCAUUUCGCUCGCGAAGCCACAGAAGACAUCGAGUCCGUGUUUUUGAUAUCAAAGUCCAAUUGUGCCUUUGUCAAUUACAAGACGGAAGAGAGCUGCGUCGCAGCCAUGGCACGAUUCCACGACUCGAGGUUCAGAGGCGCUAGGCUUGUUUGCCGAUUGCGACGAGGUAGUAAUAGUGGUGUUUCACCAGCAUCUGCUACUACUACACAGCCAGAACAAAAGGCUAUACAAGAUGGAUCAACCGACGGCGAUAUACCUGUCGCAUCCCAUGAUCAACAAGAGCCAAGCACUGUAGCUUCAGCUAUAGUAUCUACUUUACCUAUGGAGAAGAUUGCGAAAGAGAAAUUUUUCAUUAUCAAAAGCUUGACGCUCGAAGACCUUGAACGAUCGGUGAACAGCGGAAUAUGGGCUACUCAGGGCCACAACGAGCAGAAUCUAAACCUUGCUUUCAGGACUGCUGAGAACGUCUACCUCAUCUUUUCUGCGAACAAAUCCGGGGAAUACUUUGGGUACGCACGAAUGGACAGCGAGAUCAGUGCUGAUGUCGUGCCCAUACAAAAGGAGGAAACACCAAAAGUACCUUUGGCGAUUCCCACACCUGCCGAAGCACCAUUGACUAUCCCCACAAGUGCCACGGCCACAGCACCAAGGGGAUAUAUCAUCGACGAUUCUGCUCGAGGCACCAUCUUCUGGGAAGCGGAAAAUACUUCUCUCAUGCCGGACAGUGCUAUCGACGCUGGCGAUUCUGGUGAGACGUCUGGCGAAGAGAGUGCCCAACAAGGAUCACUUACUCAGCAGACCACCUUUGGCAAACCUUUUAAGAUCACAUGGCAGUCUACUGAAAGGUUACCAUUUUACAGAACCAGAGGCUUGAGGAACCCUUGGAAUGCCAAUCGUGAGGUCAAGAUAGCAAGAGAUGGUACAGAACUUGAGCCCACAGUCGGGCGAAAACUGGUCGGCAUGUUCGAACAACAAGCGCAGAUCAAUGCCGCUGCACGAACAGGAGCUCCUCCUCAACAGUAUGGCUACUCUCAGCAAAUACCUCAAUACCCUACGAUGGUGUCUCAAAGUCCCUAUGGCUACGGUGGUCAUGGUGGAGGACCGGCUUACGGUCGACCCUAUUGA
Molecule: messenger RNA, 1140 nt
Organism: Lithohypha guttulata
Lineage: Eukaryota; Fungi; Ascomycota; Eurotiomycetes; Chaetothyriales; Trichomeriaceae
Exons: 2
Coding region: 1-1140 (379 amino acids)
Biological process (GO): mRNA splicing, via spliceosome; regulation of alternative mRNA splicing, via spliceosome
Cellular component (GO): nucleoplasm
Molecular function (GO): mRNA binding; N6-methyladenosine-containing RNA reader activity
Source: RefSeq, a predicted model, not a curated record